This is a messenger RNA of Myotis davidii, 857 nucleotides long. It is a transcript of the gene HIKESHI, whose product is annotated as chromosome unknown open reading frame, human C11orf73. The coding region runs from base 193 to 831 and encodes 212 amino acids. The record is from RefSeq and is a predicted model, not a curated record. Gene Ontology annotation, biological process: protein import into nucleus. Gene Ontology annotation, molecular function: nuclear import signal receptor activity; Hsp70 protein binding. Gene Ontology annotation, cellular component: nucleus; cytosol. The transcript has 5 exons. Lineage: Eukaryota; Metazoa; Chordata; Mammalia; Chiroptera; Vespertilionidae.
AGCCUUCUGUCUAGCGCUGCUGUGGCAGCUCAGACUCACCAACCUCGCAGCGUGCGAGAUGGUUGCCGGCCUCCGGUCCUUUUUGCAGUUGGGGAGCUGAAGCUCCGUCUAGAGCGCUCGCCUAAGCUCGCGGGGGGCGUGCAAUGUACAUGUGGCCUUUGAAUCUAGCCCGCGGCGUCCUGCUCAUCAAAGAUGAGGGUGCUCGGAGCUGGUGGAUCUGCUGGGUCCUUUUGGAAGGCGUCUAAUAAAAAUAUGCCGGAGCGAAUUGUGCAAACAGCUGCACAGCAAGUGGCUGAAGAUAAAUUCGUUUUUGACUUGCCUGACUAUGAAAAUAUCAACCAUGUUGUGGUUUUCAUGCUGGGAACAAUCCCAUUUCCUGAGGGGAUGGGAGGAUCUGUCUAUUUUUCCUAUCCUGAUUCCAAUGGAAUGCCAGUGUGGCAACUCUUAGGAUUUGUCACGAAUGGAAAACCAAGUGCCAUCUUCAAAAUUUCAGGUCUUAAAUCUGGAGAAGGAAGCCAACACCCUUUUGGAGCCAUGAAUAUUGUCCGAACUCCAUCUGUUGCUCAGAUUGGAAUUUCAGUGGAAUUAUUGGACACUUUGGCUCAGCAGACUCCUGUAGGUAAUGCUGCUGUAUCCUCAGUUGACUCAUUCACUCAGUUCACACAAAAGAUGUUGGACAACUUCUACAAUUUCGCUUCGUCAUUUGCUAUCUCUCAGGCCCAGAUGACACCAAGUCCAUCAGAAAUGUUCAUUCCAGCAAAUGUGGUUCUGAAAUGGUAUGAAAACUUUCAAAGACGACUAGCACAGAACCCUCUCUUUUGGAAAACAUAAUUUGAAUAAAAUAAUUUUUAAUGGAU